AAAAUUCGUUGGUAAAUUUACCAUUUAACGACGGCUUAGCGACAGACUUCCGAUGAAAAUGGAAUAAACAUAUCACUGAGGAAUGGUUUGGUCCGUCGGUAAAGCGUCCACCACCAGCUGUCUCGUUCUACUAUUCCAUCUCCAUCUCCAAUAUGGGUCCAAUUGUAUUUAGAAUUAGGAUUAUAAAUUAGGGAAACUAUUUAGGUUAAAUAAAUUUCAAUUUCUUCUUCGUCUGUCGUUUUCUAUCGCCCCUUUCUGCCAACCGCCGCCAUUGCUGCUGUUAAUUGGCGAACUCUGAUUGUAAUUAGACAACUAAACUAACUUAAAAAAGUAUACUCAUCAAGGAAAUGUUUACUAAUGAUCGGAGACAAGAAGAACGAACCGGAAAAUCUGGAACUCCGAGGCUCCAAUUUCUUCAGACAUUAGUGAGCCAGUUUCAGAAUGCAUCUGAUGAAGAAACAAAAGAGAGACUAGUUGCCAACCUGGCGAACUUUGCUUAUGAUCCUUACAAUUAUACAUUCUUACGCCAGCUCAAUGUUUUGGAACUCUUCCUAGACUGCAUAACAGAACCAAAUGAGAAGGUUGUGGAAUUUGGGGUGGGUGGUAUAUGCAAUUCUUGUGCUGAUCCAACAAAUGCUGCUAUUGUCACUCAGAAUGGCGGUAUCCCUCUCAUUAUCCAAUGCUUGUCAAGUCCAGUUAGAAACACAGUCAACUAUGCUAUUGGAGCUCUUUAUUACCUCUGUAACUCAUCUAACAAGGAAGAGAUUCUAAAGCCAGAAGUUAUAGAUGCCAUCAGGAGGUAUGCUGGUGCAGAAAGUGUAAGUUUCAGUAAUCUUGCUAAAGCAUUCUUAGCUAAACAUGUGCCUAGCAACCACUUAGACAACAUUUCUUAACGCAUGUGGUGAGUCCAAAAUGUAUAACCAGAUCAAGGUCCGGUUGGUUCGUUGGUUGCUUGUCUCACUGGUCGCCUUUGAUGAUGCUGUGGACAUCGAUCAUGAUGAUAUCAAGCUUAGUCCUGUCACUGAAAUACUUGAUAAGCCUGAAGACUUGAAAGGGAAUAAUAAUACUUUCUCAAGGAGUAAAAUCACCGAAUCCCCAGUUCGAUCUAGAUGUGGACUUGUCUGAGAAUGAGGAGUCGAAAACAAUGUUAGCGACGGGCGGUUCCUCAGCAAAACCUACUCGUGAAGUAGACUGAAACCAUGCUGAUUUUUUAGUUGCUUCAUGCUUGUAGCUUAUAGAUUUUUAAAGUCCUGAUUUAGAAAUGUAAAUCUGCAGGUAGGAUUGUUUAGCUGAUUUUUUUAUUUAUUUUUUGAUUGAGAAAAACAUUGGUUUACAGUCUUGUGUGAUACAAAAUUGUUGUCUUAUAUUAGUUUCAAGGUCUUCUUUUACAAGGAA
Molecule: messenger RNA, 1395 nt
Organism: Mercurialis annua (annual mercury)
Lineage: Eukaryota; Viridiplantae; Streptophyta; Magnoliopsida; Malpighiales; Euphorbiaceae
Exons: 6
Coding region: 348-893 (181 amino acids)
Molecular function (GO): protein binding
Source: RefSeq, a predicted model, not a curated record